AUGCACCCCCUCGUGGCGCAUUUCUUGUCGGCCAACGUUUACGACGGCAGCCUGAAGAGCGGUCGGGCCGUGUUGUUCUGGAGCCGUUCAAACACGGCGCAGCUAUUGACGUUUUACGACGUGCGCGGCGAGGAGCGCGAUGCCAACGGCUCGUUCUACAACAACGCGGAAGCUGUCUUCAUCAUGGACAUGGUGCGCCACAUCAAGACGCUGCGAGCUGGCGCGACAUUGUCGUACGCGAUCCUGUCGCCGUACACGGGGCAAGUGGAGCUGCUUCGGAAGAACGUCGCCGCCGAGACGUGGACCGACGUCCAACACUGUCCGCACGAGUAG
Saprolegnia parasitica CBS 223.65 is the source of this 333-nucleotide messenger RNA. RefSeq lists its product as hypothetical. The transcript has 3 exons. Bases 1 to 333 code for a protein of 110 amino acids. The record is from RefSeq and is a predicted model, not a curated record. NCBI's taxonomy places the organism in Eukaryota, Oomycota, Saprolegniomycetes, Saprolegniales, Saprolegniaceae.